AUGUCUGAUCUUCGUUUAGCCAGACUCUACGCAUAUGUAGAGGCUCUGAGAUAUACUGAAGGAUUGCCUCGAGUGAGGACGUCCGAGGCAUGCAGGUCGCUUCUCUACUACACUGCCAUGACCCCUGAUCCCAUGCUACCGGUUUCCAAAAAGAACAACAACCGAUCAGGCUCUCACAGUGCCCAUGAUGUGCAGCAGAUGGGUUUCCAAAACCCAUAUGUCAUGACAGCUCGUUCACAUGGCGGUAGCAAAGACAGCGUUUGUAAUAUAUCUUGA
Messenger RNA from Batrachochytrium dendrobatidis JAM81, 276 nucleotides. RefSeq lists its product as uncharacterized. The record is from RefSeq and is a predicted model, not a curated record. Gene Ontology annotation, biological process: G protein-coupled receptor signaling pathway. The transcript is spliced from 2 exons. Gene Ontology annotation, cellular component: heterotrimeric G-protein complex. The coding region runs from base 1 to 276 and encodes 91 amino acids. NCBI's taxonomy places the organism in Eukaryota, Fungi, Chytridiomycota, Chytridiomycetes, Rhizophydiales. Gene Ontology annotation, molecular function: G-protein beta-subunit binding.